This is a messenger RNA of Dromaius novaehollandiae (emu), 3344 nucleotides long. RefSeq names its product gamma-secretase activating protein (gene GSAP). Gene Ontology annotation, biological process: positive regulation of amyloid-beta formation. Gene Ontology annotation, cellular component: trans-Golgi network. The transcript is spliced from 31 exons. Lineage: Eukaryota; Metazoa; Chordata; Aves; Casuariiformes; Dromaiidae. The record is from RefSeq and is a predicted model, not a curated record. The coding region runs from base 159 to 2699 and encodes 846 amino acids.
CCGCGCCCAAUAGGCGGCGAGGAGGCCCGGCGCGGGCGGGCGCGUGGCGGCGGCCCCCCGCAGCGGCCGGUGCGGCGGGGCGGGGAGCGCCGGCGCCUCUCGGCGGCCGGGGCGCAGCGGGGUGGCGCGGGUGCCCCUGCGGGCCGGCGACGGGCGCCAUGCUGCUUCGCCUGGUGGCCGAGUUUGACCUGCAGAGGGACGUGGUCCCGUGGCUGGCGGCGCGGGGCUGGGCCGCGGCUCUAGAUACUUCUGAGAAUUCAUCAGCACUCUAUGUUGUAAAUGUUGAAAGAAAUGGAAAAAUUAUUUAUACCUGGAAGGGAAAUCAGAGAAAUACCCACAUUGGAUUGUAUGAUCGUCAAACUAAACAAAAUGAGCACCUCUAUAUGUUUGAGAGAGAUCUGCACAUAAUCAGUUGCUCGGUCAACAGCGAAAGGACAUUAUUGGCUGUCAGUUUCCGUCAAUAUACAGAGGAAGAAAGAGUAAGUCGGCUACUGCAGUCAGUAUCCAAAUAUUUAACCUUGCUAAUUGAAAUUCAUCCCAUUAACAACGUGAGAGUCCUAAAGGCUGUGGAUAGCUGUGUUCGAGUACAGUUUCUUUAUCCAGAUGAAGGCAGAUGUACUUCUACAGAAAGUCGUCUCUUGCUAGCUUCAGAAGAUAAAUAUAUUGAACAAUUUGACAUCCAUGUUGUUGCAGAAGAAGAACACAAAGUGGUGAUUCAAAACUCAGGUCAACUUCCAAGAGCCAGAGUUGCAGACGAUCUUAUUUGGGCACAGUGGGAUAUGAUGGAACAAAGACUCUUCUACAUUGUUCCAAAGGAAUCAAGGAAUACUUUAAAAUGUGUCCAGUUUUAUCCUGAUGAAAAUUUUAACUCAGUACUGGAAUCGCACUUGGAUAUUUCUGUACAUGACACAAGAUUAAAACUUGUGAAUUUUGGAUAUGAUUACUGUCAAGACCGAGAGGUUGCACCUAAAUCUUUGAAUCUUCAGGUUUUUACAAGUAAAGCAGGAGGCUUGUGUGUGUGUUGCAGUCUAGCCUCCGAUAUUCCUGAUGAAAUAACAUAUUCCAUAUAUUUCUUACAUAAAGGUUACAACAAAACCUUUACAGUCUCUCUAGAAAGAGCAGAAACCCAUCAAUUGAAGGAAGUGGCUUUUUUGAAUCUUGAUUAUUAUGUGGCUGCUUAUUUGCCUGGCCAGUUCCUGCACCUCCUGAACAUUCAACAUCCUGAUCUACUGUGCUAUAGUUUGUUUCUUACAGGUGAGGAUGCAAGAGUUGACAUGUUGCCCAGCUGCUCCAUCCAAUCUCCGCUUGUGUCAACCGUCCUGGAUUGCUGUGCAGGAAGCAUCUAUGCAGUGAGCAUCAGUGAUACUGCCUUACUACAGUUCCUACGGAACAGCAAGCAAGACAGCGAGAGACUGGCAGCUCUGCAUUGUGCUCUUCUAUGUGUCGGAAGUACAACAGACUUGGAAACGCAGAUUAUUUGGUGGAUUUCCGAGAACCUGUCAACAUGCCAUACUUUUGACCCCAUUCAAGAAUUUAUCAUUGCCUCCCUGUACUGCAGAAUGUGUCCAGAAAUGCACAACCUGGAUAAACUUUUGCCAUACACAUCACUGCUUGACUGGAUUGGGGUUAUCCCUGGAGUAACAUGUGCAACAGACAUUAUUUCUCUACCUAUACUAGGGGUUCAAAACUCUAAAGGCUUCUGGGACAAACUUAACUCAAACCUGGAAAGUGUGAAGUAUGCAGAGCCACACUUACAUUACCACAACAAUGUCCUGAGGAGGGAAUGGCUUAACCUUUCAGAAGAGAAAGAGGAAAGAAGAACCACAGCAUAUUUGAGGAAUAUUCUUGAAAAUGCAAAAAAGGUGCUGUCUCAUCUGGACACUUGGGACUGUGAGGAAAGGCUAACACCUCUCUUUCAAGAGGAAGAUUAUCAGCAGCAGUUAUUAAUGGGACUGAUGGUCUCUCAGCUAAAGGAUCACCUUAUGAGACAUCUACAGUAUGUAGGAAAAAAGAAGAUUGACCAAAUAGUUUUGGAUUACGUUGCAAAUCUGCUGAAUUUGAUCCAUCGAAUGAUGAAGGAAGUUUGGAGGAGAUAUGAGCUUCAUUCCUGCGUCUUCUGCUUUGAUAAGCGAGGAAGUGCAGCAGAGUUUGCAGUGUUCCACAUCAUGAGUCGGAUUCUGGAAGCUGCAAAUGGCAUGUGCUUGCCUUUACCUCCGGGUUUUCACACUCUACACUUGGGGCUUGGUGUUCGAUGUCUCCCUCUGCACACCCUCCUGCACUACAUUGAUACUGGAGUCUUGCAUUUGACAGAAGUGUGUGUCAGGAAACUGCUGAAAGAUCUGGACAACACUGAGAAGAAUGAAAAGCUUAAGUUCAGUAUUAUCACAAGGCUUCCUGAGGCUCUUGGUCAAAAAGUCUACCAGUUUUGGAAUCACCCAGUAAAUGCUAAUUUCAUUGCACGGAAGUAUGUGAAACUCUUACUUCAGAAGCUGGGGAAUGGACAGUGUAGCAGACCUGUGCCUGAGAGACACUCCGUCCCUGUAGAGUUUUUGCCACUUAAUUACCUGACUAAUACGCUAGCAGGGAUAGAGAAUCAAGGUUUGCAUCCAUGCGAAAAGGAAGAUCAUGUUAAUACAAGAUUUGUAGAGGAAACAGCACUGAGACACACCAUGAUGCUCUUGGGCCUCAAGUAUUCCUAAAAGACAGCUUUCUUCAACAGCAUGUCAACUUUGCUACUCCUACAAAAGUACUCUCUCAGAACUGUGAAACCAACUUUAUAUAUUUUUUUAAGUUAAAUGUAGUGUUGUUUUCCAGAUAAUCUGCAGAUUUGAGAUUCCACCAUUACUGAGAGAAAAAGCUACUUAAAAUAGUGUUUGGUGCAGUGUACUAAGGAGUGACUGGAUUGAAAUUACUGACUUGUAGAUAAAUCCUAGAGAAAUGCAUCUGAUGCACAUCCAAGUUUCUGAUGAAAUAUAUCUGUGGUUCCAUUUUAUCUUGUGGAGUGGUCAAAUGGAGCUACAGCAGGUAUUAAAACAGGCUGUGAAAAUGGUUAACUAUUUUAACAAGCAGGAGAAUCCUGAAAAAGGUAGUCCAGUUGUAUUGUGAAGGAACUGGCAACUGUUUACUUGUUUGGGUUAAUAAAAGGUUUUCUUGGUGCAAUUACGUGAAAUAGGUAAGAAUAACAAAUGAGGAAUCAGUCUUUGUGUAUGAUGCAUCAGCAAUGAUGUAUUCAUUCGUUGUGGUGAUCAUGUGUUAUCUUACAGUACUUCUAGCUUUGGGGUUGUAUUCUAAUGUAUUCAGUUUUAUAAUUAGCACAAAAUACCAUCUCCUUUAAGUGCAUGUGA